UGAAAAACGCCGGUGUCGCCGCCACAGAUGGUGAAUACCUCAUAUAUGUACGUUCAAAGUGUAACACGCCAAUGAAAGUCUAUUGUCACGGUAUGAAUACUAGUACCCCCAAGGAAUUUGUCACGUUGCCAGCCGGAGUUCAGAACAAUUACGCCUAUAUUUACGCCAAAAGGCUGCCUCACAGACCUUACUCCGCAAGGUAUCGAUGUUCAGGAAAACCCGGAGCUAUGAAUUACACCGAAGCUGGAUUGACGAAGUUCCGCAAAGUUCGUGUGGAUCUCACGAGAAUGGCGAUCAUCCCCGACGAUUAUACGUUUGCUAAGUCGGAUCCUUUCGGCAGGAGAAUCGCGUACGGAACAGCUGGUGACUGUUUCUCAAUGCAUUUUGGUGGUAACUGCAGAAGGGGACACUUUAAAAUUGACCUUACUCGUACAGGCCUGCGCUUGAAGUCGUCUACUGAGUGGCAGGCGCUUGGUUUCCCACCAGGAAUAGAAAUGCAUGAGUACAAAAAAUCUAAGGAUGGUACAAUGGUGUCUGCUAAGUGCGGAGGAUGGUGCGGACGAUGUAGACCUAAUGGAGAAAUGUUACUUGAGCAGACUGUCUGCAAGCAAGAAGAAAAUCCCUGCCAGUCUAUUGUAUGCGAAUUCUACUCUAUUUGCCGCCGAUCCAUAGAUGGUUACAGCCACGUGUGUGAGUGUCCUUCGAACUGCUCCAAAGGGAAUUCACCGGUGUGUGGAAGUGAUGGAAAGACUUACGAGAAUGAAUGUGAACUUCAAAGGGAAUCUUGCACCAAGAGAAAAACGAUUAAAGUUAAAACCAUGACAGCAUGUGGAGUAAAACAGCCUGUUCACCUCAUGUUUGGCAUUGAUACUGCAACGAUGAAUGAGCCCAAGUAUGUCCUGAAAAUCAAAGAAUUCUACAAGGAACUUGGAAACAGAUUCCGCAUCCCUGAACAAGGAAUAGCUCAUGGAUUUUUGAAGUUUGAUCUAAGUGGCACAGCAAAGAUAGAUUUUGUAACAUUUUACAACUAUGUUACCUUACCUGCAUAUAUCAAUGCACUGCAGAGCAUUGACAAAAAGACAACACUGGAUGAGGCAAUGAGAGAUUCUGUUCCUGGUCUCUUGUAUAGGGUGGAGUAUGAUAACAGAUUGAGAUAUAGUCAGUUCCCCAAGGCUAUUGUGCUGAUAACUGAUGGAAGUCGUGUGACUUAUCCUCAAGGCCUCAUAGACAUGUCCAAUGCAUUAAAGGAUGCAGGAAUCAAAGUAGUAGUGCUUCUUGUUGGAGAUGAAGAUAAUGGACUUGAUAAUGUAAAAUCCAUUGCUUCAGGGGAGGAUUUCAUUUUGACAGUAGGGUCACUGAAUCGACUGAGAGUGAUGUUACAACCAACUGUGGACAAGAUAUUAAAAGAUCUUGACGAUUGUCGCUGGAAACGUUGUCAUUUCUACUCAAAGUGUGUCAAAGGUGAUGUGGCAAAAUGUGAGUGCAACCUGGUGCCUAGUAAUGUCAACCGCCCAGUCUGUGGCUCGGAUGGUCAGACUUACAAAAACCUGGUUGCCCUGCAACUGGUGGCUUGUCAAGAACAAAGGUGGAUUGUGCCGAGACAUACAGGAAGAUGUGCUACUGACCCAGGUUGUGAUGAGCUGGAUUGUAAAUAUUACUCUUAUUGUUUGGUGCCGCCAUCUGGAAUAGCCACGUGCACCUGUCCUGAUCGAAAUGCCUGCGGUGAUUCCAAGAACCGAGUGUGUGGCACGGACGGGCUGUCGUACGAUAACAUCUGUCAGCUGACUGCAGCUGCUUGUGAGAGGUACCAUGAGGUCAGAGUACGGCAUGGUGGACUGUGUAUACAACAACCAGUGGAUCUUGUCUUUGCUCUGGGAGGAGCAGGCUCCAUUACCUUGGACACAUUUCAGAAACAGAAGGGCUUCAUUAAGCAGUUCCUGGACACGUAUGGUACCUCUGCGCCUGGUGUGCACGUAGCCAUCAUUGACUAUUCCACAGGUCGACUGUUGGCCGAGUUCCAAAACUUCGACAUAGACAACCUUAAAGACAAGGUCGACAGGCUGCGUUUAACACGAAGAGGACGAGUGCAAAGUGCUUUAGUGGGCGCAAACAACCAGUUGUUUGGAAAUUCUAAGCUGAUAAGAUCUUACGCGAUUAAAGCAUUGAUUGUUUUGACAGGAGAGGGCACGAAUGAAGCAGACGCAACGUUACGUAAUGCUGCGUCACCUUUGAAAAACCAAGGAGUUAGGAUAGUAGCGGUGGCUGUUGGCAAAAACCCCGUGAAAAGGAAGCUGUUGGUCUUUGCUUCUGGAGAAGAAUAUAUUUUUGAUUUCGACGAAAAUAAACAACUGCCAGCUUUGGUGCCAAAAGUAUAUGAAAUGAUUAUAAAAGAUCCUUGCGAGAAUAAGGUAUGUGAGCACUAUGCCCAGUGCGUCUCUUAUGCCGAUGGCAGCACCCAAUGCGCUUGUGAUGAGAAAUGUGCCAAAAUUGAAGAUCCCGUAUGUGGAACCGAUGGUCGAGAUUAUACUAAUGAGUGUGUUCUGAAGGCGACAGCAUGUCGAGAGAGCAGGGAUGUGGAAGUAGCAGACACGAAACCUUGCGGAGCCUGUUUUCACGCGAUGGACAUUGGUGUAGUUUUGGAUUCAUCUCGAAGCGUUGGUUGGGAAAAUUAUGAGACCCUUAAACGCUCCCUUGCCAAGCUUAUCGACUACUUCCACGUUUCUAAAGACGGCACCCACUUUGGCUUUCUUCACUAUAAUCAAGACGCCAUAUUGGACUUUGAUUUUGCCAAUUCUGCCUCGCAAAACCCACAGGCGCUGAAGGAGAAGAUUUUGGAAAUUAAUUACGACCCUGGGCGUACACGCACAGACAAAGCGAUCAAAAUGGCAAACGAGAGACUAUUUACUGAAGAAGGCGGAGCGAGAGAGGGUGUGCCGAAGUUGCUGAUUGUACUCACAGAUGGAAAAACCAGCGAUGACUCAGCUCCCUACUCGACAGUUUUGGCUCCUCUAAAGACUAAAGGAGUGCAAGUUCUGGCUGUUGGCGUAGGAGCUGGGGCUGAUGAAAGUGAACUGAAAACUAUUGCCAUGGGGAAUUCUGAAAACGUCCUUAAGAUGGGAUCGUUUGGACAGCUUGCAAGAAGUUUGAGAACAGUAACCAAGAAUUUGUGUCAAGGCAUUGAACCACUGAACUUGGUGUUUGCUAUCAAUGCAAACGGACAAAAUUCUAAGAAUUACUUUGGCCGCAUGACCGACACAAUCAACUCAAUCAUCGACUCUUACGGACAGCAAAAAAUCAGAUAUGGUCUUAUUGUCUACGGCAAUAAGGCGGUGCCACGAAUCCAAUUGACAGAGAUAUUUAGUAGCGACGAGCAACUAAAAAUCUUCGUGGAAAUGGUACAGCGGAGUCGAGGCGGAGCGGACUUAGCAGCCGCUCUUGAGAGUGCAAAGGUGAUGUUCAGCGGUGAGAUACCGGAGCGUCGCAAUGUGUUGGUGAUUCUGACCGAUAGCAAAGCGACAGGGGACAGGGCCAAAAUUCAACCCCUUGCGGAUGAGUUACAUGAGAUGCGUGUCAAGGUUAUAACCGUUGCCAUGGGUGAGGAGUCAGAUAGGAGUGAAUUACGGCCUUUAUCUCCCAUGAAAGAUAACAGUGUUAAGGAGGACCCCAAAGAGAGUCCUAAACAACUUGGUGACAGGAUCAUGAGAGAAGCUAUCAAAGAAAUGAAGUAUGUGCCUGUGGUGGACCUUGGCUUCGCUCUGAGUGUCUCUUCUUCAGAUGCCAAUAAGAACUUUGAAAAGAUGAAUUCUGUCAUCAAUGCUAUUAUCGACCAGUACAGCGUCAUCCGGAUCAGAUAUGCAGUCGAAGUGUUCGGUAACGACACAAAAACUGUCCUCGAAUUUCAUCAGAGUUUUACCAAUGGAGAUGAUUUGAAACGACAUCUUGCAACGGUCACCCCUGAGUCCGGUGGAUCACGCUUGGAUAUAGGACUCAAGGAGGGGGAAGAACUGUUUGAAUCGGAAGGCACUCGUCCUAAUGCACACAAAGUCCUGGUCGUUUUCACAGACAAAAAAUCGACAGGAGAUGAUCAGGCUGCUCAAACUGCUGCCAAAGAGCUUUUGGAGAAGGGUAUUAAAGUCAUUGCCAUUGGGUUGGGCAGCGAAAGCGACAUUACCGAGCUUAAAUAUAUAGCAACAGAUGUACGCCAUGUUAUCCCGGCCAAGAUCACGGAUGACUCAGAUGAAUUGGGUAUUGAGGUCAUGAAUCUGGCUUUCAAAGAAAUCCCAAAUGUACCUACCUUGGACGUAGCCUUCGCCAUUAGCGCCACAGCCACGGAUGCCGAAACUAACUUCAAACUGAUGAAAGACACCAUCACAGCCUUUGCUGAUAUGUACGGCAUGUCAAAGAUUAAUUAUGCAGUCGUGGCUUAUGGCGAAAAACCAAAAAAAUGGUUUGAUUUCCAAAGCCAACCAUCUGAUUUUGAUGCUCUUAAGCGGACAGUUGAUGCAGUCACUCGAGAGACAGGGAUAGUGGCAUUGGACAAUAGCUUAGAAGAAGCAAGGAGACUUUUUGAUGCAGCAAGACCGCAGGCUCGUAAGGUCCUGGUUGUUAUCACGGACAGGAAAUCUGGCUCAAAUGUUGGUGACGUCAGGACAGCAGCCAAGCUCCUGGAGCAUGCUGGGAUAACGGUGAUUCCGGUGGCGAUCGGUACAGAGGCCGAUACGAAAGAAUUGGAAAUUAUAACUCCUGACAAAGAGACCAUCAUACAACCAAAAGAUGGAACUUCGGCGACUGAAUUGGCCAGGAUGAUCAUGGAGAUGAUUCGCACAGUUCAAGCUAUCCCUGAGAUUGAUCUUGGUUUCGCGUUGAGUGCAGCCAGUACACUUUAUAACGAAACAUUUCAGCUAAUGAAGGAUGUGAUAAACUACAUCAUCGUCACCUAUGGCACCCAGAAAAUACACUACAGUGUCAUUGUGUACAGUGAAACUGCAUCGAUAGAAAUUAAAUUUGGGCAGACACCUCCGUCACCACAGCAACUCAAGACAGUUGUAGAAAACCUCAAUAUUGGCACGGGGACACCAGACUUGGCAGCCGCGCUGAGGAAAGCAUCAGAAAUGUUUGAUGAUGACGAAAGGAGACCCCUUACUCGUAAAGUUCUUGUGAUCAUGGCAGAUAGUAGUUCUGGGUCUACUGUGGAUGACGUUAAAACAGCAGCCAAGCCUCUUGUGGAUACGGAUGUUUUGGUUAUACCUGUUGUGGUCGGUGAAGAAGGAGACCCUGAUGAGCUCGUUAACACGACACCUGACAAGACGAAUGUUAUUGAGACUGGAAAAGAAACGGAUCCUGAGGUGGUAGGAGAGAAGAUUAUGGACAAGAUUCGAGAUGGACCUUCAGUCUCAGAGGUUGACCUCGCUUUCGCCAUUAGCGCUACCGCAACAGAUGCAGAUGAGACAUUCAGUCGCAUCAAAGAAACAACAAAGUAUAUUGUGAAUAAAUAUGGAACAGACAAGAUUCAUCAUGGUCUGUUGGUGUUUGGCAAUGCACCCAGCCGUGUUAGGGACUUCAGGCGAGACGCGUUCACUCGAGAAGAAAUGAUACGACUUUUGGAUUCUGUACCAAGAAGUUCAACAGGACCUGACCUUCAGAAAGCUUUAGAAGAAUCAGUGAAGUUAUUCGAAGGACCUGGAGCUCGACCAACUGCUCGGAAAAUUCUGGUCGUGAUAAUGGAUAAGAGGUCUGGUGUCGACGAAACAAAACUGGGCGAGAUUUCGAAUACUUUGUAUCUGCGGUUUAUUGAUGUUAUUCCUGUUGCUAUCGGAAAGGAGGCUGACAAGAGAGAAUUGACGUUGAUUACAUCAGAUAAAAAUAGUCUGAUUGAAGCUCCAAAAGUAUUUAAACCAGAUGAACUUGGAGAAGCAAUAAUGUGGAAGAUCUUUAAAGUACGUAUUCUACCGGACGUGGACAUGAUUUUGGCUGUGAGCGCCACCGCAAGUAACGUAGCGCAAACUUUGCGCACGAUGAAAGACACCCUGAAGUAUGUGCUUAAUGUUUAUGGGGUGGGAAGCAUUCGAUAUGCUAUGCUGUCAUUCGGUACAGAUGCUACUGUUAUGGAAAGAUUCAACAGAAAGGACCCAUCUGCUGAGUAUCUUUUGCAACUCGUGCAAAGUUUGCCCGCAAGUCAAGGGCUUCCUGCUUUUGAGCGAGCUCUGAGUGCGGCCAAGAACAUUUUUGAAGGGGCGGAUGUCCGGCCAAAUGCUAUGAAGGUUGUUGUGGUGAUCACUGAUGGUCGUUCCGGGUCCACAGAUGAACAGCUCAGGACAGCAGCCAAACCAUUAGAAGAUAAAGGCAUUCACGUUAUUGCUGUUGGUAUUGGAAGUGUGCCGGACUCCAAACAACUGGAGGAAAUUACUCAGAGGAAGGGAGAUGUAAUUACAGGACCCUCCGAUUCCAAUCCAGCCUCUUUAGGGAACAGAAUCAUGGAAAAAGCUUUUGAACCUGUGUCGGUGCCUAUACAAGACAUCGAUCUUGUGUUUGCCAUGUGUCCAGUAUCUUCAACUUCAGACGAGACUUUUAAACUCAUGAAGGAUGCUGUUAAAUCCUUGGUGGACAAGUAUGGAACUUCUAAAAUCCACUACGGUAUUAUCCUCUAUGGACGAUCAGCCGAAAGGCUAUUGGAAUUUUCCAACAAGAUGGUGCCUGAAGCUGAAGUGAAACAGUAUAUUGAUAAUCUGCCCAAACCGAAAGGCGUUCCUCCACUCGCACUCGUCAAAGCUCUGAACGACACCAAAAAGAUGUUUGACGGAGUAGGCGCACGGAAGGAUGCCAAAAAGGUUCUUGUCGUGUUCACAGACAAGAGUUCGGGUGCUGAAGAAAGUGCGCUAAGGUCUUCUGCUACUGUUCUAGAAAACGAAGAAGUGGAGAUCAUCGCUGUAUCCAUUGGAGUGGAAGCUGAUGCGAAGGAGUUAGCUUACAUUACACCACAUACUGGGAAUAUUAUAGAUUCACCAACUGAUGAAAAUCCUGACAAGCUUUCCGCAGAAAUCCUAAGGCUCAUCCUCACAGAUCCCCCACCGGUUUCAACGGAAAUUGACGUUGCCUUUGUACUGAGUGCCGACUCCUUAGGAAACGGACAGACAUUCAGAUUAAUGAAGGAAACAAUAGCCUGGAUAAUUGGCAAAUAUGGAACAGAAAAGUUGCGUUAUGCCCUCAUCGUGUUUGGCGCCAAUGCAAAGACCGAACUGGACUUUGAUAGUAGCACCAGAACUCCAAAUAAUCUGAUAGAAUUUGUUAAGCUUCUUCGCAUGCAACCUGGAAGAUCCAAUAUCAUUGGAGCUCUAAAGAAGGCCGAAGAGGUGUUCGACUCUGAGAAUGCAAGACCUGAUGCAUGCAAAGUGGUAGUGAUAAUGACAGACAAAGCGUUUAGAAGCAGUGCGCCUGAAAUCAGUGAAGCUGCCGCACCUCUUGACGAGAGAGAAGUAAAGGUCAUUCCAGUAGCUGUGGGUUUUGAGGACGAUUCAUCCCAAUUGGAGUUGACCAAUCCAGAUGGUCUUGUCAUUGAAGUGCCUAGAUCUGAAAAACCACGAACACUAGGAAAACAGCUUAUGGAACAUGUUACCAGAUGCAAGUUCCCGCCAGUUGAUAUCGCCUUCGCUCUCAGUGCUACAGGAUUAUCCAGAGAGAAAAUUUUCAAGCUCAUGAAAGAUACACUGAAAACCGUUGCUGACAAGUACGGUACAGGGAGCUUUAGAUACAGCUUCAUUGUGUUCUCGAACACAUCCAAUAUCUUUGUACGAUUCAGCGAAAAGUAUUCCACCAUCGACGAAUUGGAGGCCUCCGUUGACGCUUUGCCCUCCGCCACGGGAGGGUUGUCUUUCAUAGAGGUCAUCGAAUCUGCUAAGGAGACAUUCAAAGACAGUGGCGUUCGCAAGGGUGCUACGCAUGUCCUCGUCAUUUUGACGGACGGGAGGUCUGGUGAGGAUGAAGACGAGAUAAGAGAAGGAGCAGUUUAUUUGGAGGAGUCUGGAAUCGUUGUUAUUCCUGUUGGUGUAGGAGAUCAAGUUGACAGUAAUGAACUGGGCGUCCUUACAAGCAACGAGGAUAAUGUGGUUCUUAUUGAUGAAGAUGAACAACCUAACCGUUUGAUGGAGCUGAUUAUCGCUAGAGUUCUUGAAUCACUGAGACCACCACCAGUUGAUCUUGCGUUUGCUUUAAGCGCAACCUCUUUCCAGUCGAACGUUUCUUAUCCACUGAUGAAGGAGGUGAUAAAUUCUAUCAUACAACAAUACGGUACAAAGGACAUCCAUUUCUCCUUUAUUAUUUACGGUUCUGAAGCAUCCACUAAGUUCAGCUUCACCAAAGAGCAGGUGGAUCCCGACGACUUACGAAGAUUCGUCACAUUUAUGCCGGAGAUCACUCCACCGACAUCACCUCAUGUUGCCCUUGAGGCGGCUUCUGAAGCUUUCAAGGGAUCGGGUGUGCGCGCCAAUGCUUCUAAGGUACUCGUUUUGAUGACUGACGUAAAGGGGGAUUCAUCCAAGGAAGAGAUUGAGUCAACCUUUGCACCAUUGAAAGAGCAGAAAGUGAAAGUUAUAUCCGUGGGGAUUGGGUCAGAUGUGGAUACAAAUGAACUGGUUAAUAUUACAGGCAAUAGCAACAACGUUAUCACUGUUCCCAUUGAUGCAGGCGAGACAUCUUUGACCAAGGAAUUGAUGGAGAAAGUUUUGCGGCCAGGUUUGCCAGAGGUACCUAAAAUCGAUGUUGUGUUCGCCAUAACUGCAGUAUCGUCUAAAGCUGAUGAGGUGUUCCAAACGACGAAAAAGGCGAUCACUUCUAUUGUCAACAAGUACGGAACGGGUAACAUGCAGUAUGGCGUGAUCCUAUUCGGAAGCGGAGCUUCGUCAUAUGUAGACUUGGCCUCUUACUCCACAAGCGAUGAGUUAAAAGCCUUGGUCACAAAACUCCCCAUUUUAAAAGGAGGUCCUGCCUUAGAUGAAGCCCUCAAGCGCGCAGGAAAAAUGUUUACAUCGCCAAAUGCGCGCAAAGAUGCACACCAAAUCUUGGUCGUGAUCUCAGACAAAAAGACAUCUUCCAAUCUUAAUGAUGUCAUUUCUGAGGCGAAUAAACUUCAAGAUUUAGGCGUGACAGUCAUUUCCGUAGGACUAGGCAGCGAGGUUGAUGAAAACGAAAUCCAAGAGAUUACACCUGAUGUGAGCGAUGUCAUCGUAAUUUCCAAAGUUGUUGACUCCGACGAUCUCAGAAGGAAAGUAAUGGAAAAGAUUUUAAAAGUACGUACAAGAGCACCUGAAGUCGACGUAGUGUUCGCUCUAACAGCUACAACAGGGAACCCUGAAGACGCGUUUCAGCGCAUGAAGGAUGCUGUUAAAAUCGUAACAGACACUUACGGAAUACAUCGGCUCCAUUACAGCCUUAUCGUGUAUGGAAGCCGGCCUAGUGAGGAAUUCGACUUCAAAACUAGUUUUCCCACGCGAUCAAGCAUUAAAGACUUCAUUGAAAAUUCCCGAAGAGUUUCAAGUCGCCCUGGAACCAAACGGGCCUUGGACGAGGCUUUGCAAAUCAUCAAAGAUUCAAGUCUACGUCCAUCGGUCAAAAAGGUUGUUGUCCUUUUGACAGAUGGUGUUUCGGAUCUGGAUCCUUCGGCUAUUCAAGGGGCAGUUCAGUCCAUGGAGAAGAAUGGGAUCCCUGUUCUAAUAUUUGCUUUAGUCAACAAUCCUAAAACUGAAUUUGAAGUUUCAAAAACUGUCAACCCAGUAGAUCUUGCUAGAAAGGUUAUGGAGAAGGUAUUUGAUGUUGUGGUGGAACCACCAGAGAUGGAUCUUUGUUUUGCUGUUAGUGCUACAGCGGCACUUUCUCAGAAGACUUUCAACCUCAUGAAAAAAUCUAUCAUUGAUGUGGUGGACACCUAUGGUGCAGGCAAAGUUCGCUACAGUGUGGUGUUAUUUGGAUCCGUGGCCAGGCUAGUUGUGAAGUUCAGCGAUGGUGCUUUGGACCCCACGAGGCUGAAAGGUGCCAUAGGUUCAUUGGUACCAAGCAGUGGAGCCCCGGCGUUAGAUGAGGCGUUGGAAAGGUCUUUGGAAUCUUUCAAAGAUGGCGAGGACCGUCCGAACGCCAGAAAGGUCCUUAUCGUCAUGUUGGACAACGAAUCAGGUCUCCAGUUGAGUGACAUUAUGUUGAAGACGAGAGCUUUAGAGACGAAGAACAUUCGUGUUAUUACUGUAGGCAUAGGAGACAGCACAAACAAGGAGGAAUUAGAAACAAUGGCUUCCGAUAACAGGGAUAUUCUGCUUGUGCCAACUUCUGAGCCUCCAAGCAUGCUUUCCAAAGAUAUCAUGGUGUUGGUUUUAACAGAUCGUCCACUGAAUGUCCCCAAGUUAGAUUUGGUGUUUGCCAUCUCAGCGACUGGCACAUAUACAAGUGAAACGUUCCAGUUAAUGACAGAUGCCAUCGACUCCCUGCUCCAGAAAUACGACUCUAGUAACAUCCGUUAUGGUCUUAUUGUGUACGAUGAUGACGCUUCAGUUAUCGUCCAUCUCAGAAACGCUACUUAUGCUGAUCAGGUUCGGGAAGUGUUGGAAACAAUCGAGGAACCUUCGGGUGGAUCGGCCCUCGACAAGGCUCUGGAGAAAGCUGCUGAUAUGUUCGCCGAUGCUGGAGAUCGGCAGGAUGCGGACAGGGUCCUGGUAGUCCUGACAGACAAGAGCUCUGGGCUCGACGAAGAUCUCGUGUCAGGCACCGUUAUGCGUCUUGAACAGAUGGUCGUGAAGAUUAUUCCCGUGGCUGUUGGUGAUGAAGUCAGUCCAGUGGAAUUUGUGAUUGUGACCAAUAAGGGCAACAUAAUUGAAUCUGAGAAAGACAAAGAUCCGGAUGAAUUAAGAGAAGAGAUCAUGGAAAGAGUGAUAAAUGGAACCCUUCGGAUACCAGAAACCAACUUGGUUUUUGCAAUCUCCGCCACUGGACUCGAAGCUGAAGAAACAUAUUCAUUUAUCAAAGAUAUCAUCAAGUCGAUUAUUGAGAACUAUGGAACGGAGAGACUGGAAUUCAGUGUCAUUGUGUACGGUGAUUAUGCCUCACCACAAGUCCGUUUUGGAGACAUUUUUGCUUCAGAUGCCGAAUUAGUAGAAGCUGUUGGCAGUAUGCCUCGGAUGUCAGGGAGCCCUUCACUUGAGAAGGCUUUGGAAGCAGCAGAAGAUCAGUUUAACAGUCCGUUCAUACGAUACAAUGCAGCUAAGGUGUUAGUUGUCAUCUCCGACAAGUCAUCUGGUAAGAGCCCUCGAGAUAUUAGAGCAGCGGUUGUGCCUCUAGAAACAGCUGGAGUUCGCGUGAUCGCAGUGUCUGUCGGGACAGAAGUGAACCCUGCAAAGGAGAAGGCAGUAUCAACUGAUGGACAAGUCAUCAAAACCGACAAUGAAAAAAAUCCUACUAACGUGGGCAAGGAGAUCAUCGAUAAAAUUGCCAAGGGUAAAUCUCCAAUUCCUGAACUUGAACUUGGGUUCGCCAUUGCUGCUGGCUCAUUGUUUGCCGACGAAACAUUCAAGCUUAUGAAAGACACAAUUUCAGCGAUCAUCCGCGAAUACGGCGUGGGAAAAAUCAAUUAUGGGCUGGUUGUCUUUGGGGACACUGCAACUAUCAAGAUUCGGUUCAACGAUUUUACUGACAUCAACAAUCUUCUACAGUUCCUCAGUGCUACUCCCAAAAAAAGAAGCGGCGCUGCUGUGGAUGAGGCACUUAUAGAAGCUGAAAAGUUGUUCUCGCCGGCCAACGUUCGACCCCGUGCGAGAAAGGUGUUAGUUGUGAUUACAGAUCUACAGUCAGGAAAAUUGCCGUCCGAGGUGCGCGAGGCAACAAGACCACUACAAGAUAAGGGAAUAAAAAUUGUCGCCGUAGCAAUCGGUAAAGAAGUUGACCCGAAGGAGUUUGAGAUAUUUACUUCAAGAGAAAACAUAAUUGAGGAGAAAAGAAGCGCAGAGCCUGAUGAUCUAAAGAUGAAAAUUAUGUCUAUGGUCUUCAGAGUUUCACCCUCGUUUCCCAAACUGGACCUUGUGUUUGCUCUUAGUGCAAACUCCGGAGAUGCUGAUGCUACAUUCACCCUCAUGAAGACCACAAUCAGAAAAGUCAUGAAUGACUUUAGGUAUGGUGGUGGGAACAUUCAAUACGGAAUCCUCGUAUAUGGAGCCACUGCAGGAACAACGCUGCAACUUGGAGACUCAUCUUUCAAGGACAUUCUGGACCUCCGGAAAUACAUUAAAAACUUACCAAAACAAGCAAGUGAUCCCCAAGUUGACAAAGCACUGCAAGAAGCUUUGAAAAUUUUCCAAGGACCAAAUGCUCGCCUUGAUGCCAAACGGGUGCUUGUUGUUUUGACUGAUAAGAAGUCGACUUCCAGCCCAGCGUUGAUCAAGUCGAGUGCACAACUAAUGGAGGAGAACAAAGUCCGCGUGAUCCCAGUGGGAAUCGGAAGUGAAACAGAUCGCAGUGAGUUAAGAAGCAUCACUUAUAACAAGGGGGAUGUUAUAGAGGCAGAGAAAGAGGAGGAGUCUUGGAGAUUGGCCCGAGCAAUAAUAAUCAAGAUCUUGACAGAACCAACAAGGAUAGGAAAACUUGACCUCGCAUUCGCCAUUGGUGCUGCGUCACGUGACGCUAAGAACGUUUUGCAGCAUAUGAAGGAAAUCAUCAAAAGCAUAGCUGAUAUGUAUGGCACUGACUUGAUCCACUAUGGGGUCAUUACUUUUGACUCGGAGGCUGCUAUUAAGUUACGCUUUGGCAACAAAAUUAACUCUGCGGAGAAUCUGAAAGCGUUCAUCGAUUCAAUACCUGCGCCAAAUGGUGGGCCUGCCAUCGACAAGGCAUUAGAGGCGGCUAAAGUUCUCUUUGGAGGCGAUGACGUUCGUUAUGACGCGCAAAAAGUUCUCGUGGUGAUGGUGGACAAGCGAUCCAGUGGGGACGAAGUCUCUGCCAUGAAGACAGCGGUGGAGCUCAAAGAGAGUGGAGUUAAUAUUAUCACAGUUGCUGUGGGAAGCGAAACUGACCUCGUUAACCUGAAAAAUAUCUCGAAAACUCCUGGUAACGUGAUCAACACCACCAGCCGUGGCAAACCUGAUGAAGUUGGCAAGGAAAUCGUGGAUAAAACAGACCCAUUGAAGGUGACAAAGAUCGAUGUAGGCUUUGCUCUUGGCGCCACGUCCCGAGAUGCAUCAGUGACGAUCAGACUUAUGCAGGAAUCCAUCAAGUUCAUAAUAGACACUUACGGAACAACAAACCUGCAUUACAGUGUUAUGAAGUUUGAUGAGCGGCCGCAGGUUUUGGUCCGUUUUGCGAACAAACACUCUUCUGAAGAGUUAAAGGAGAUCAUUGAGGAAUUUAUCGUGCCCAGUUCUGGUUCGCUAGAUUUAGAGAAGGCGUUGAUUGAGGCGAAGAAGCUGUUCGAUGAGGCGGUAGCUAGACCAGAUGCUAAGAAAUUCCUGAUAGUGUUCAUGGAUAACAAGUCAAAGAAUGACAGGAUUGCUAUCGUUGACGCAUCUAAACCGAUCAUUCCAGAAAGUGGCGUUGUACCUGUUGGAGUGGGCGAAGAAGUGGACAAAAAGGAGUUAGAGGCCAUUACUCCUCUGAAGAACACAACAGUAACAGCACCGAAGACAGGAAAUCCCGAUGAAGUGGCAAAGGAGAUCAUUGAUAAAAUGAAGAAAAUUAUCCUCGAACCAACGGUUCCUGAAGUCGACUUGGGUUUUAUCAUAUCUGCUGGUUCGACUGACGCCUCAGCCACGUUGCAACAAAUUAAGGACAUCGUCAAGUCUUUCAUCAAUAAGUAUUCCACCUACAGACUUCGUUAUGGCAUCAUCUCAGGUGGAAGCUCGCCACGCAUAGAGCUCGCCUUACCUGACAGCGUAAACUCAGGUGUAUUACAAAAGGUUGAAAGUCUUUCUAGACCCAGGGGUACCCCAGACCUGGCCAAGGCUCUACUUCUUGGUGCAGAGCUUCUGUCUCCCGCUCGACCAAGCGCUCAGAAAGUCCUGGUUAUAAUCACAGACGUCAAGUCAGGCAGCUCUUCAAGGCAGUUGAGGCUUGCAACACAAGCUGUUGAUAAUAAAGGAAUUCGCGUCCUUGCAGUCACCAUUGGCAAGGAAGUGGAUCGUUCCGAGCUGAUAACGGGAACAGGAUCUGGUGAAAACAUCAUCAACAGCUCCAAAACUGACGAAGGCGGAGAAGUCAGGGAAAAAAUCAUGAAAAAAAUUAGAGAGGCAAAACAAAUUCAAGAUGUUGACGUAGUGUUCGCCAUCAGUGCCACGGCAAGAGACUAUCGGCGAACCUUCAGUGUAAUGAAAGGAGUGAUGAAGUCCAUCUUUGAUCAGCUUGGUGUUGAAAGCAUCCGGCCAGCGAUAAUCGUAUAUGGAGACAGUGCGUCUGUGCGGCUACGCUUUGACGAGGAAAUCACCGACAUAGACGAAUUGAAGCGACGCAUUGAUAACUUACCGCGGAACACAGGAACCCCAGACUUGAAUGCAGCAUUGAAAAUGGCGCAGGUCGUAUUUGCGGGAUCUCGACCAAAUGCCAAGAAAGUGCUUGUGAUUAUUACUGAUGACAAGUCAGAUAGUAAACCGUGGGUUAUUACAGCGGGAGCGAGACAACUUGAAGAAGAAGGGAUCGAAGUUGUAGCGGUUGGAAUAGGAAGUGAAGUUGAUCGCAAACAACUUGAAACCACUACACCAUACAAGGACAACAUUAUCACAGCAGAUAAAGAUGAUGACACCAAGGAUAUUGCAAAUAAGAUUGUAGUGAUUAUACUAAGAAAGAGAAUACCUCUUCCAAAGAUCGACUUGAUGUUUGUAAUAAGCUCGCAAUCGUCUAAAUCCUCUCAAACAUUCCCUUACAUGAAGGCCAUUUUGACUGACAUUAUGCAGAAUUACAGCACAAAUCAAAUCCACUUCGCAGUUGUGUUGUACGGUAAUGAACCUUCUGUCAUUCUGCGAUUUUCUGACGGAUAUACGGAUCCUGACAAACUUGUAGAGGAGAUAAGCUCGGCUAGAAACGUCCCUGGGGGCUCAGCACUAGACAAGGCAUUACAGACAGCUAAAAUGAUUUUCACUGAGGACGAGGCCGUUAGGCCGGAAGCGCGGAAAAUCUUGGUCAUCAUAACAGACGAGAAGUCAUCUGGUGAUACGGUGGUUGCUAAGGGUGUUGCUAAGGACUUAAUUGACAAUCACGUGUCUAUUAUAACUGUUGCACUUGGAAGCGAGGCUGAUCGUAAAGAGUUAGAAGAGCUCACUCCCACUGAUGGCAACUCCCUGAACGCAACAACGGACAAGGAUCCGGGAGAGACUGCUGAAGAGAUCAUAGGGAAAAUAGCACAACUUCCAGACCCUAUCAACGUAGAGAAGAUCGACAUAGUCUUCGCAGUUAGCGCCUCUUCGUCACAGGCAAAGGAAAUAUUCCAGUUAAUGAAAGACACUCUGUCGUCCAUUGUCGCCACACAUGGCGCUGAAAAUAUUCAUUAUACCAUUGUGUCAUAUGGAUCUCAAAUAAGAUCUUUUGUGAACUUUCAAGACAAUUUUGGAGACGAGAAAGGCUUGUUGAGGAUACUAGAGAACCUCUCUCCCGUGGGUGGUACACCUGAUUUGGACAAGACCCUUGAAUACGCAAAGAGUGCAUUGGAGGGACCGGGCUCCCGUGCAGACGCGAAGAAAUUCCUUGUGCUCCUGGUGGACAACAAGUCGGGUAGCACCGAAGAAGAUGUGUUGAAAUUUGCGUUCUUACUGGAAGGUGGCGGGAUAAAGGUGAUACCAGUAGGAAUAGGAGGUGCUGUAGACCGCGAGGAACUAGAGAACACUACCCCGCUGAAGGGAAAUAUCAUUGAAGUUCCAGAGGAAUCAAAGCCCGAGAAUCUUGGGAAGAAAAUUAUCGACAAGAUCCGAGAAAAUCUGUUCCUUCCAUCAAUCCCAGAGGUCGACCUGGUGUUUGCGAUCAGCGCUGCGUCAGCAAAUGCAGAUGAAAACUUCAAGAAAGUAAAGGAAGUUAUAAAGGCCAUCAUUGACACGUACUCCAUGAACAAGCUCCGCUAUGGUGUCAUUGUAUUUGGAUCGAGCGCAACCACAAGAAUCGCCUUACUGGACGACUUCCCCAGUGAUAAGAAACUCAAGAGUUUUUUAAAUAUCAUUUCCAGAGAGAGAGAGCUUCCUGAUUUAGAUAAGGCUCUAAAGAUGGGAAAGGAAUUGUUUUAUGAGACACCAGAGCGUCCAAAUGCAAGAAGAGUUCUUGUGGUAAUCCUGGAUAGAAAGUCUACAAGUAAGCUUCCCCAAUUAAGGGAAAGUGCGAAAAUGCUGGAGGAAGACAGUAUCAGGGUGAUAGCAGUUGCCAUCGGAAACGAAGUAGAUCGUAAUGAACUUGGAGUGAUCACACCUGACAAGACCCACGUUAUCAACGUCACCACCGACGUCACUGUCAUUGAUUUCAAAGAGAAAAUAAUCCGCAAAGUGUUUGAAGAGGAGAAAGGCGAGGAACAUGACUUUGUCAUUGCGGUGUCUGUUGGUCUUAGAAACAUGCCGUUCUUCAAGAAAAUGGGUAUAGAACUUUUGGAUAGAUAUCCAAUUAGCAGAGCUGCUUACAGUUUCCUUACCUACAACUCAGGAAUAAGAAGAGUCCAUACUUUUCAAAGGAAGUUCUCUUCCGAUAGCCAGGUUAAAGCCGUCGUGCAGAACCUACCUGCCAGAUUGGGUUCUCGUGCCAGACUUGAUCUGGCCCUGGUGGAAGCAAAGAAAUUGUUUACAGUAGGAUCUGGAAGCCGGCCUCACGCAAGAAAGGUUGUUGUUAUAUACACGGACAGAGAACAAACCGGCAGUGACACGGCUGCAGCAGCCAAAACCUCGAAGGAAAUGGAAAAGGAAGGAAUUCAGAUUAUUGUUGUUCUUUUGAACAUGAGGAACGUUCCUCCAAUUUGCGGUGUGGUCACUCCAAAUAAGAUAAGUAUCAUUCCGUCAAAACCAGAAGAAGGUCCUAAAGUGGGUGUGGACAAGAUCAACGAAGUUCUGAAAGAAGGUCUUAAACCGACUCCAGAGAUUGAACUAUGCUUUGCCUUCAGCGCAACAAGCAUAAAAUCAGGCAAGACAUCGCUUUUGAUGAAGAAGACAAUCAACAAGAUCAUCGAAAAGUAUGGCGCUGUCAAACUUCACUAUUUAGCCGUCGUGUUUGGUACCCAAGCUCAACCUUUAAUUAGUUUCCGAGAUCAAAAUCUAAGCGACAAAGAUCUCAUAUCCAUCAUCAGCCGUGUUCGACUACCUCCUGGCAGCCCCAGACUAAAUGUAGCUUUGCAAGAAGUUAAGGAAACCUUCGACAAGAGUCCCAAGCGGCCCGGGGUAAAGCGAGUGCUAGUCGUGUUGAUUGACAACAAGUCAACUGGUGACGCAGACAACAUGAAGAAGCUGCAAGCUGCUAAAGAGCUGUACGGAGGAGACGUGAGCAUAAUCAUGGUCGCGAUUGGUGAAGAAACAGAUCUGAAUGAGCUUGGAACAGUGAUAUCUCGUAAAGAGAAUCUCAUUAAAGAGUCCAUAGACGUUGAUCCAGAAGAACUUGCGGAGAAAAUAGUCGAGAAGACCUUUGGCGCUGCAAAAGAGGAGCGUAUUCCUGAAACGGAUAUUGUUUUUGCAAUCACUGCAACCUCUUCAAGGUGGAACAACAACCUUCAACAUAUGAAGGAUGCAAUCACUUCGAUCCUGGACACGUUCUCCAUGGAUUUGAUACGAGUCGGUGUCAUUGUGUUCGGAGGAGAAGUUGAUACUUCCAUUUCCAUACAGAGUAACUUAGAUAACUCGCUACAAGCUGAUGUUGGCAGGCUGCUACCUAAAUUUGGAGUACCAGACCUAAAAAGUGCACUCAGUGUUGCAAAGAAUGUUUUUCAGACAAGCGGGAGAACAAACGCUCGCAAGGUUAUAGUGGUGAUAUCUGACAGACGGUCUGGCAGCAGCCAAGAAGACAUUGAAGCCGAGGUAGAUCGUCUGACUGAAGAAAAUAUCGUACUGAUCAGCGUUGUAAUUGGUAACGAAGCUGACCCUAAAGAACUGAAGAAGUUUACUCCUCACGAAGUGACGAAAACCACACCAGAUGAAAAUCCGAAAGAACUGGGCGAGAAGAUCAUCAUCUUAGUGCUGAAAGAACCAGUUGUAGACCUUGCUUUUGCCGUUAGCGUUGACCAAGGGAACCUCAAACUUCUCAAGGACACAGUACAGAAAGUGAUCGACAACUACGGCGUGGACAGAAUACAUUAUGGUCUCAUCACAUUUGGUUCGUCCGCCACGAUUAAGAUCCGAUUUACAGAUGAGGUCAAGGACCCGGACGAGCUAAAGAAGUCUGUCAGUGAAAACAUGAUAUCGACUCGCAGUUCUCCGAAUGUAGACGAGGCCCUAGCAAAGGCGGAAAUGCUGUUCCAAGGUUCAAAGCGAGAUCAGACACACAAAAUUUUAGUGGUGAUAAUGGAUCGGUUAUCAUCGAGUGAUCCUCUUAUCGUACAGGCCAGAGCUAGAAGACUGGUGGACUUAGGAGUGACAGUAAUCCCUGUUAUUAUUGGCGAUGAAGUAAACAAGGAACAUGUCAAGCCCGUUACAGAUGACGAAGAUCGUAUUGUGCCAGUCCAACCAACUGAUAGACCAGAGGAAGUGACAGUGGUUAUUGUCGUCCAAAUAGACGAGGCUAUAAAAAGACCUGCUCAAUUAGUAGACGUCAACCUUGUGUUUGCCAUCAGCGCCAACUCCAUGGAUUCGGAUAGAACCUUCCUACAGAUGCAGGAGAUCAUGAAAUCCGUUGUGGACACUUAUCCCACAUCGAAUAUAUUUUACAGUGUUUUGUCUUUCGGAGAUUCGCCUGUUGUUCAUUUGGACUUCACCGACCAACUUUCCGACGAGAAUAUUAAACGAACGAUUGACUCCAUUGGUCAAACAACUGGUUCAAGCUCUCUCGAUAAAGCCUUGGACAAAGCAAGGGAUCUUCUUAACGCCGCAGCCACAGAGAGGCCCGGUGCGAAAAAUAUUCUUGUUGUAAUGGUAGACAGUAAAUCUGACAGUGACAUGAUCGAUGUCAAGGUCUCGUCAAGACUGCUUCGGGGUGAUGGAGUGAAGGUGAUGGUUGUUGGUGUCGGUAAUGAGGUGGAUCAAGAAGAAACAGGAAGCAUCACAUAUAUUGCGAUUCUCACCAAUACAACCGAUAGACCUGAGGGCGUGGCCAAAGAGAUUAUUAGAAACAUUGACAAAGACACUCGAGAUAUUCCCGCAAUCGACCUUGCAUUUGCCUUGAGUGCUGCUGCUGUAGACGCCGACGAUAUCUUCGAUAAGAUGAAGAAUACAGUAGAUACUAUAGUAAAGCUUUAUGGCGUUGACAAGAUCCGGUACGCACUCGUGACAUUUGGAGACAAAGCUAAUACUGUCGCUGAUUUCGACAAUGACCGCGGGAAAGACGCACUUAGGACAAUUGUUCAAAACGUUAGCCGGCCAACGGGUGAACCAGACGUGAGGGAAGCCUUGGAAGAAGUAGAAAAACUGUUCGAAAAUGCUUCGCCCAGACCUGGAAGCUGGAAAGUGCUUGUGGUUUUUAUAGAUAAGAAGUCAGCCAAUAGCCGUGAUGACAUCAAGGAGGCAGCUAAACCGCUUAUAGAGAAGAAUGUCACAAUUAUACCUGCGACUGUCGGGUCAGAGGUUAAUGUCGAUGAAAUAGAAGUACUGGUUACCAACAAGGAAUUCAUCGCCAUCUGUCCAGUUCCUGAGCCCGACACCUGGCCAGAGAUAAUCAUCGAUAAGGCUAUACAGGAACUGCCAAAGAUUCCAAAGCUCGAUCUGGGAUUUGCUAUCAGCAUCGGUUCCUCGGAUGCAGAUGCCAACUUACAAAAGAUCAAAGACACCAUGAAAUCGAUAAUAGAUCGUUACGGAAAAAGCGAUAUUCGAUACAGCUUCAUUCUCUUUGGUGAUGAACCGUUUGAGAGAGUCAGCUUUGCUGAGAGCCAGCGUUACACUGUCGCUACUCUCAAGGAUAGAAUCAAUCGUUUCACACGAAUCUCUGGUGCAGCUUUAGACAAAACCCUGGAGGAGGCCAAAGAGAUUUUUGAGCGUACAGCGAGACCUGAUGCUAAGAAGGUGUUGGUUGUCAUUAUGGACCAGACGCAGUCGAGUGGAAGGGAGAGCACUAAAAGGAAGGCAAAAGAGUUACAGAUAUCUGGAGUUAAGGUUGUUCCAGUGGUGCUCGGUGAAGAAGGAAACAAAGUGGAAUUGGAGGAAAUCACCCGACACAAAAAUAACCUGGUGGAGAUGGAGAAAGAUGAGAAUGAAGAGAAAGCUGCUGGAAAGAUAAUGAUCAAAGUGCUGGAAGAUGUCACCGAUGAGGAACAGAUGGUAGACAUUGCAUUUGCUCUUAGUGCCACAGCAUUAAGCUCAGACGACAACUUUAGGAAGAUGAAAUCUCUACUGGAUGAGAUCAUAAACAGCUACAGUCCAUCUGCCUCUCGCUACAGUAUCAUAACAUUUGGGAAGACCCCAGUGGUUGAACUCGAUUUUGGAGGCGUGAGCGACCUCAUGGAAUUGAGAGAAACCUUACAGCAGAUCACAAAGAAUCAGCAGGGCGCCGACCUUGCCAGGGCCCUUCGAAAAGCUCGGCAGCUAUUCCAGACAGCAGCCGUGAGUCGUCCUAAUGCUAAAAAGAUCCUGGUGGUGGCAAUGGAUAAGGUGUCUGACAGUGAUGAGAUCGCAGUGACAGUAGCCGCCAGAUCUUUGGCUCAGGAUGAAGUCCGAGUUAUCGCUGUCACGUUUGGAAAAGAGGCAGAUCCACAAGAGAUUGAAAAGACAAUUCUGAACAAGAACAAUGUGAUCCAAACUGACGAUAAUGAUGGUUCCGAGGAUAUUGCGGUAGAAGUUGUGGAAAGAGCAAACAAUGAUUCUAUGCCGAUACCAAUGGUAGACUUAGGAUUUGCCAUCAGUGCCACAGACACCGGAGCCGGCCAGACAUACGAAAAUAUGAAGAAUGUGGUCAAACAUAUUGUUAAUUCGUAUGGGUUGGUCAGCAUAAGAUAUGGAGUCAUCCUGUUUGGCGAGUCAGCGACAACAUACAUUUCUUUCUCGCGAACUUUUCCUGACGAGAUGGCAUUGUUAUCGUCCCUCGAUUUGCCACAAAGACUCCGUGGAGAGCCAGACUUGCAGGAGGCUUUAGAGGAAGCAAAGACAAUGUUUGAUCAAGCGACCCCCCGACCUGGUGCUAGAAAAGUCCUUGCUGUCAUCGUCGAUAACGAUUCUUCCAAUAAUAAAAGUGAAAUUAAGGAAGCGGCGAAGGUCUUAAAAGAUGACGACAUCCAAGUCAUACCCGUAGGCGUUGGACCCAAUGUCGAUGACGAGGAACUUGAAAUUAUGACAGGGAACAAGAAAAACGUUAUUAAAACAGACAAGGAUGGCGACUCGUCGAGCGUGGGUGAAGAAGUCAUCAUGAAGAUCCAUGAGGAUCCUCCCACCGUGCCAGAAACAGACCUCUUAUUUGCCCUUAGUGCUAACGCAGUAAAAGACAGAGACAACUUCCAGCAGAUGAAAGAUAUCAUCAAGGCCAUGAUUGAUCAGUACGGGACAUCUAGUCUUCGGUAUGCUGUUAUGACGUUCGGAAACGUACCGAUUAUAAGAAUUUCCUACGAUGCAGCUUUCUUGGACGAUAAAGCCUUGAUGAACUUAGUCGACGCGGCUCAGAAAACUUCAGGAGCAUUAUUAGAUAGUGCUCUUUCAAAAGCCAAGCAGUUCUUCGAAACCCAAGGUCGUCCUCUCGCGAAGAAGGUGCUGGUGGUGAUUUCUGAUAUCAAGUCUAGCAGUUCUCUUGGAGAUGUCCAGACGCAGGCCAAGUUCUUGGAAGAAGACGACAUCAAAGUUAUUCCAGUCGCCCUUGGAAAACAGUCCGACAUGAAAGAACUGUCUGCAACCACACCGAAUAAAGAGAACCUUGUAGAUAUUGACGAAGGUGAUGAUCCAGCAGAAACUGCCGAGAUUAUUAUGCUGAAGAUUGUGAAAGAUGUUCCUAAGAUACCGGAGAUGAACUUAGCAUUUGCCAUCAGCGCCAGAGCUAUAGAUGACGCGACAAACUUUGCGAAGAUGAAGGACAUCAUACGGUCAAUCGUGCAAAAGUUUGGCUCAAGUCGAAUCCAUUACAGUGUCAUUACAUAUGGCGACCCACCAACCACUGUUCUGCCAUUCGAUCGUAGGCUUCCUUCCGACGAGGAUUUAAAACAGCGCAUCAAAUCCAUUUCCAAGAACGAUGGUGGUGCAGCGUUGGUUGAGGUGCUGCAAGAGGCCACAAAGCAGUUUGAUGCUGCAGCUAAAGUCCGGCCUAAUGCGAGGAAGGUUCUAGUUGUUAUAGCGGAUAAGGAAUCCGAUAGCAGGGGAGAGGAUCUCAAGAAGGAAGUUUUCAAGUUGCAGCCCGUUGGCAUCAAGGUUAUUGCUGUUGCCUUGGGUGAAGAAUCUGAUGAGGAUGAACUUGAUAUUUUGACGCCUGAAGAGGGUGCAGUCAUUGAGGCUAACAGUACUGACGGCGCCAGGAAAACCGCUCAUGCCAUCAUGGAAAAAGCUCUACAAGAUUAUCCAGAAACACCCUACCUUGAUAUCCUCUUUGCCAUCAAUACCGCUGGUAGAGAUGCAGUGAAGACCUUUGAUAUGCUGAGAAAUGCUCUUAAGAAUAUUAUACAAAUGUACGACCCAGAUCGCGUACGGUAUGGUGUAAUCAUUUAUGGCGACUCUGCAUCGCUCGUUGUCCGAUUCUCUAAAGAUCCUCAAGAGGUUAAGAAACUGACCAGGGAUAUCGACGAGCUGUCGCAACCUUCUGGAUUACCAAAUCUCGAGGGACUGUUACAAGCAGCAAAGAAGGUGUUUGAGCAGGAUUCCGGCCGACCCAAAGCAAACAAGGUGCUGGUUGUAGUAACUGAUGCUAAAUCGUCAUCAACGUCAGAUGACAUAAAGCAGGCUGCUAAACCGCUGGAGGAAGAUGGGGUAACAGUUGUUGCAGUAACCGUAGGGGAUGAAGCAAAUAACAAACAGUUGGAGAAAAUGAUACCUGACAAGCAAACGCCUUUGUCUAUUGACAAGGAAGGAGAGCCCAAUGAAAUAGGAGAAAAAAUUAUGGAGAAGGUUUUGGAAGCCAUCCCUCAGAUACUUGAUUUAGAUUUGUUGUUUGCCAUAAGUGCCCGUGGUGCGUUGGACUCGGCGAAAAACUUCCGGGAAAUGAAGGACAUUAUCGACAGGGUCAUCGCCAAAUAUGGUAUCGGUAAAAUCCAAUACAGCUUCGUCGUGUUUGGAUCUACCCCGGCGGUAAGACUGACCUUUACACGGCCUGUGAACGACGAACAACUGAGAGGAAUCCUACAACAAACACAACGCUCAGUUGGUGCAAGCCUAAAAGAUACACUAAAAAGAGCUGAGAGGAUCUUCGAUGCUUCCCCCCGACCGAACGCUAAGAGAGUGUUGGUUCUUGUGAUGGACAAACGGUCUGACAACCGUCUCGAUGACGUUAAAUUGUCAGCCGAGUCUCUAUGGAGGUCUGGUGUCAAAGUUAUCCCAGUGGCCUUUGGACGAGAGGCUGCACAGGAUGAAAUGGAGGCUACAACGUCCGAGGAAGACAAUUUGAUUGACGUGAGAGACACCAGCAAUCCUGACCAAGUCGCCCAAGAGAUCAUGGAAAAGGUUUUAGAGGAUUUCAAUGUUCCCAAAAUGGACAUAGCGUUUGCCAUCAGCCCCACAGCCCACCAGUCAGAUGCAAACUUCAUGAAAAUGAAAGACACAGUUAAACAAUUUGUGGAUAGAUUUGGUGUGCACGGAAGGGUGCACUACGCUUUGAUGACGUUCGGAGAUCCCCCGACGAAGGAUUUGCAAUUUAGCGACAAAAUGGCAAGUCCAAGCACUCUUAAGGAACUGAUAGAUGGAAUCGGUAAGCCAUCUAGGGAAGCUGCAUUGGAUGAAGCUCUCAGUGCAGCCAAGUUGUUGUUCAGCCCUGGUGCAGGUGGAAGGGAGGAUGCUGAGAAGAUUCUGAUAGUCAUGACCGACAGGGAGUCAGACAGCAGCAACAAAGAUGUCAUGAUGUCUGCCAAACAGCUGAAGAAUGAAGGAAUCCGUGUCAUUGCAGUUCCGCUUGGUGACGAGGACAACUUAAAUGAAGUGGAGGUUAUUGUAUCCAUCGGUGAAGACGUUAUUAAGCCGAAGACUACAGACAAACCCAGGCACAUCUCAGAUGAGAUUGUCGGAAACAUUCUUAACGAUGAACUUCGAACUCCCAAAAUCGAUUUAGGAUUUGUGAUCAGUGCCUAUGCUACAUCAGCAGCAGAUACCUUCCAGCGUAUGAAGGAGACUAUUAAUGCCAUUGUUGACGAGUAUGGAGUCUCUGGUAGAAUCCGCUACGGUCUUGUCACGUUUGGCCGAGACGCAACUCGAAAACUGAGCUUUAGCCGAGAGAUUUCUGACAUCAACUCUCUAAAAGAUAAGAUAAAGAAUACUCGUCGUCCUUUUGGAGAUCCUGACUUACAAAAAGCUUUAGAAGAGGCCAAGAAAUUAUUCGAGACUGAGCCAAAACGUCCUGAUGCCAUGAAAGUUAUUGUUGUGAUAACUGAUAAGAAAUCCACGAGUCGUCCCGAAGAUGUGAAGAUGGCUUUCGUUCCGUUAGCGGAGGAAGGUGUUAAAAUUAUCCCUGUAGCGGUUGGUUCAUCAGCAGACCCCGAUGAACUGGAAAGGGUUACAUCCAAUCGCGGUUACCUCAUCAUGACAGAGAGGGAACUGGAUCCAGAUGUGACUGCGGAACAGAUAAUGGAGAUGAUUUUGAAAGAUUUGCCAGCUGUGCCCCAAAUGGACCUUGUACUCGCCAUCAGCACCAUCUCAUCAAAUGCUAAUGCAAACCUCGCUAAAAUCAAAGAGGUGGUCCAGGAACUGAUUGACACGUACGGUGUUCAGCGGGUCUACUACAGUGUCAUACUGUUUGGUCGGGUUCCUAGCAUAAGGAUAAGGUUUACACAACAGUUGGAUGAAGCUUCCUUGAAGUCAGCUAUCCAGGGUCUGCGAAGACCUGGUGGAGGUUCAUCGCUUUCUGUUGCGCUAGAGACGGCUAGAGGCGUGUUUCGGGACGGCCGUCCAGACUCCAAGAAGGUCGUGUUGGUAGUAAUGGAUGCGAAAUCAGGAAGCAGUAUGGACGAUGUGAAAGAGGCCGCCAGUGAAUUAGAAGAGGAUGGUAUCAAGGUCAUUCCACUGAUGUUGGGAGGUCAGGCAGAUCCGGAUGAGGCCUCAGCUACUACCACGAACAAGCAGAAUGUUGUGAAGGCAAAUGACACCAGUGAUACGAAAGCCGUUGCCGAGGAAAUCACUCAGAAAGUUACAGACAGUGAGCCAGUUAUUCCAUUGGUUGAUAUGGGAUUUGCUAUCAGUGCAACGGCAAUAAAUUCCAGAGAACAUUUCCGGAAAAUGCAAGAAGUCAUCAAAACCUUCGUUGAUAAGUACGGUUCUCAGAGGAUUGCUUACAGUGUUCUGACAUUUGGAUCGAACCCAACUAUUAGUGUCCGCUUUAGCGAUGCAGCAAAUGGAGACGAGGUCUUGAUGAGCAUCAUAAACAACAUACCACAAAACGAAGCGAGAGCGUCUCUUGAUAAAGCCCUGCACGGAGCGAAAGAGCUUUUCAAGGAUUCCAAUGGUGCCCGAAAGGAUGCUAUGAAAGUUUUAGUGGUGAUCACAGACGAAAAGUCGGAUAGUCUGGAGCAGGAAGUGAAGAAAGCAGCUCAAAGACUCGACGAAAACGACAUCCGGGUUAUUGGCAUUGCACUUGGAGAUGGAAGUGAUGGAGAACUGGAGGGGAUUACUGAUAUUGAGGGUGACGUCAUCAACACAACCGAUUCGACUUCACCCGAGAAAAUUGUGGAGAAAGUAGUUGAGCAAGUCUUAAACAAAACUGCUACACUUGAUGAGAUUGAUUUGGCAUUUGCCAUCAGUUCUGCUGCCGCGGGCUCUGACACAACUUUCCAGCAAAUGAAAGACACUGUACAAGAGAUAAUGCAGACUUACAAAACCGACAAACUGCGGUAUGCUGUGAUGGUGUUCGGAGGUCGGGUCCUUUCUCCUAUCAACUUUGCAUUGACACUUCCAGAUGACAAAACGAUAAAAACGUAUUUCAACUCCAUCUCGCGUCCUUCGGGUGAACCCAACCUCGAGCAAGCUUUGUCAGAAGCCAAGAAAUUAUUCGACCAGGCUUCGCCACGCCCAAAUGCCAAGAAAGUUUUAGUGGUCAUCAUGGACAAGAAAUCUUCCAAUAAAUAUCAGGAGAUUGACGUCGCUUUGAAGCCUCUCAAGGAAGAUGAUGUCAAAGUUGUGCCAGUAGCCGUUGGCACUGAUGCCAGUUUAGAUGAAUUGAAGAACAUUACGUCCGCAGAGGAAUAUGUAGUGACAGCAGAGAAGAGCACAGAUCCUGUGAAGCUUGCAGAGAAGGUUAUGAUCAAAGUGACCAAAGAAAUAUUGGACGUACCUGAGACGGACAUGAUUUUUGCAAUCAGCGCCACUGCACAGCUGAAUCAAUUAGAUAACUUCCGUCAGAUGAAAGAGAUCAUCAAUGCCAUGAUUGACAAGUACGGCACAGGAGACCUAAAGUACUCGGUCAUAGUCUACGGAGAUGAACCACAGCUAGGACUUCGCUUAAACAGCAACUUUGAGUCGGACGAAACUCUAAUGAAUUCCAUCAGCUCAAUUCGUAGUGGUCGUGGAGCAUCACUUUCUAAAGCCCUAACACUUGCGAACCAGGAGUUCGUUUUAUUGGGACGUCCAAACGCCAGGAAGAUUUUGGUUGUAAUCACAGACAAGAGAUCCACGAGCGAAAUCAGUGACGUCACUAAAGCAGCCAGAAUCCUGGAGCAGGAAGACGUCAGAGUUAUACCAGUGGCGCUUGGAAACGAGGCUAACGUAAACGAGUUGCAGAAAAUCACGCCGUGGCUGGAUGAUAUAAUAGAGACUGACAAGGAUAGCAAUCCGUAUAAAGUGGCAGAGGUGAUUCUGAAGAUUGGGUUGGAAGAUAAACCAAAACUUCCAGAAUUGGAUCUUGCCUUCGCCAUUAGCGCCACAGCUCUGAAAGCCGGUGACAACCUCAAGAAAACUAAAGACAUAAUCAAGGAUAUUGUCGGCAAAUAUGGAAUCAAUAAAAUGCACUACAGUCUGGGUACAUUUGGAAGCAAGCUAAACGUCAUUAUCAAGUUCAGCCGACAGGUAAACAGUAAUGCUCAGUUCAUGCGUCUGGUGGAUUCUGUCCGCGGAGUCCAACGAGGCUCUGACUUGGCUAAAGCUCUGGAAGAGUCCUCAGCCAUGUUUACCGAGGAGAAUGGAGGGCGACCGAAUGCCAAAAAGAUAUUAGUUGUGAUCAUCGAUAACAAGUCAGACAGUUCUGGUGAUGACACUGAAGAUGCUGCGGCUUUGGUGAGGGAAGCUGGCAUCCGAGUGAUCCCAGUUGGGCUUGACAGAGCGGACAGAGGUGAGCUGGACAAGACGACAGCUGUGGAGGAGGAUGUGCUGACACCACCAGACAGCGACACGGCUCAAAACAUUGCAGAGGAUAUUAUAAGAAGGGCACUGAAUGAGACAGCAUCAGUUCCUCUUUUAGAUUUGGGCUUUGCAAUCAGCGCAUCAGCACAGGAUGCAGACAAAACGUUUACUCUGAUGACAGAAGCUAUAGACUCCAUUGCAACACAUUACGAGGCCAGCAAAAUCCGCUACGCUUUACUGACAUUUGGUAGCACAGUCAGUAAAGAGGUUACUUUCACUGAAGAUUCGCCCAACCCAGAAGAACUACGAAAGGCUUUAGAAGGGGCUAGUAGACCGAGUGGUGCACCAGACUUAAAGAAAGCUCUCGAGGAGGCAAAGAUGAUGUUCAAACAGGCGACCCCUCGACCCGGAGCUAAGAAGGUUCUUAUAGUAAUAAUGGAUAAAAAGUCAGCCAGUGAUGCCAGUGAUGUUAAAGAGGCAGCUAAACUGUUGGAAGACGUGAAUGUCAAAGUGGUCCCUGUGGCAGUGGGUUCCGAAGUCAGUCUAUCUGAACUUGAAAAGACAACAACUAAUAAGAAAUUCAUCGUUAUCGUCGGAAAUGAUGAGGAUCCAGAGAGACUUGGAGAAGAAAUAAUCAGAAAAGCUUUAAAGAAUCUUCCAACAGUCCCAAUGGUCAACUUGAUCUUCGCGAUCAGUAGUCUCUCCUUUAAUGCGAACGAGAAGUUCCAAAAGAUGAAAAACAUCAUCAAAACCAUGGUAAAUGAAUAUGGCAAGGAAAGGAUUCACUACAGUCUCAUUGUGUUUGGAAACGAACCUUCGGUUGAGCUGAGAUUCUCCAGGACCUUUGAUAGCGACGCUGAGCUUAAAGCACACUUUGAUCUUCAGGCCAGAGUCUCGGACGGAGCUGCUUUGGAUAAAGCCUUGAAGAAGGCUGCUGAUUUGUUCGGGGAAUAUUACCGGGAGGGUGCUAAGAACGUGCUGGUGGUGAUAAUGGACAAGAGGUCUACCAGCAACAGAAAGGAUGUGCAGAGCAUGGCUGUUCCAUUGUGGGAGGAUGACGUCGAGGUAAUUCCGAUUGCGUUUGGGAGCCAGGCUGACAAGAAGGAGCUGGAGUUGAUUACGCCUCAUAAGGAAAAUUUGAUAUUGGCAUAUGUGAAUAAUAAGACGGUAAACAUUGCUCAGAGAAUCAUGGACAAAAUGAUGAAAGCUAUACCGAUGGUAGACUUGGCCUUCGCCAUCAGUUCCAAUGCUGCUGGAAAAGAGGAAACGUUUCAGAAAAUCAAAGACGCCAUUGACUUUAUUAUUACAUACUACGGCAACGAUCGCAUUCGUUAUGCAGUGGUCACAUUUGGUUCAUCUUCGUACGACGACGUCAAGUUCCAAGAUGGUCAGACAGUGGAUGAACUCAGACAAUUAAUCGAACGUCUUCCUCGUGCUACUGGUGUACCAAAUCUGAAAGAGGCGCUGGAGACAGCAAAAGGAGUAUUUGAUCAAGCGUUAGACAGACCAAGGGCCAAAAAGUUCUUGGUUGUUGUCAUGGAUUCCAAAUCAGGAAACCAGCCAGGAGAGAUCCAACAAGGUGCAAAAGCUUUAGAGGAGGAAGAAAUCAAGGUCAUUCCAGUAUCCAUUGGCACCGGUGCUAGUCGCAACGAAUUGGAAAAAAUCACCACAAACCGGAAGAAUAUGAUAUCCUCACCAAAAGAUGAAGAACCUAAAGCUCUGGGAAAGAAGAUCAUAAGCAUUGUCAUAAAAGAUUAUCCAUCGAUAGAGAGGGUAGACAUGGUCAUUGCAAUCAGUUGCACGGCGACACUUGGCGAGAAAAACUUCCAGAAGACCAAGGAUGUAAUUGAUUCUAUAGUCACGGAGUAUGGCCGGGAGCGUAUUCGUUAUGGCGUGGUGAUAUUCGGAAGGGAGCCAAAGAAAGCUUUGCGUUUGGUUGAUAGUUACAAUACAGACGAACAACUAAUGGCAAAGUUGAAUUCGUUUGACCGAGAAACAGGCAGUGCUGACUUAGCAAAGGCUCUCAAGACUUCAUGGGACAUGAUUUCAGAAGAAGGGAGAUCCAACGCCAAAAAAGUCUUAGUCGUUGUUUCAGACCGAAGUUCUCGAUCCACAGACAGAGAAAUACAAAAUGCGUUGAAGCCUUUACAAGACAAUAACGUCAUAGUUAUUCCUGUCGCCCUCGGAGUCACGGCUGAUGAAAAGCAACUUCGUCUACUGACCGAUGACGAGAGUUCGUUUAUGACAGCUAAAACCACUGAUGAAACUAGCGAAACUAAGAAUAAAUUGAUGGUUAUUGUCUUUAAAGAGAGGAUUUUCGUACCUGCCAUGGAUCUGUUGUUCGCAAUCAGUACCACAGCCACAGACUCGAAGGAGAACUUUGCUUACACACAAGAGGUCAUUUACAAGAUCAUCGAAAAAUAUGGCAUUAGGAAGAUUAAGUAUAGCUUGCUAACAUUCGGCCAAAAGGCGUACGUACAUUUUAAAUUUAAUUUUAUCUCUGAUGAGGUAAACAGGCUGAAAAAUGCCAUCAGUCGGAGCAAAAUGAAGGAUCUCAGUGGCGUAUCUCUGCAAGAUGCAAUGGAAGAAGCAAGAGAAGUAUUUGAAGAAGCUGAAGGUCGCCGACCGGAUGCCAAGAAAGUACUUGUCGUGAUUAUCGACAAAAAGUCAGACAAUACCAUAGAGGAGGUUAGAAAUGCCGCCGCUUUGCUGGAAGGUUACAAAAUCCGUGUCAUCCCUGUGGCACUUGGCCGAGAAGCAGAUGUUGAAGAACUCACAAAUACAACACUUGAUAAGAACGAUCUGGUGAAAGCCGACAAAGACAGAGACUCGGAGAAAACUGCAGAGGAGAUUAUUAUGAGAGCUAAAGGACAAGCUAUUCCAGAAAUGGACAUUUGCUUCGCCUUUGGCACAUCUGAUUCCAAUGCGGAUAAAACGUACAAGAAAAUGCAGGAAGCAGUGAAACACAUGAUCGAAAAGUACAAAGAUCAUGAUCAAAUUCGCUUCGCUAUCCUUCCUUUUGGAACAAAUCCUUCUUCUGUACGAGGUUUUAGAGACCAGUCGGGCGAUGCAGACGGUUUGAUUAGAUUUGUGACAGCCAUUCCUCGACCGCGCGGACGGCCGGACGUAGUGAAGGCGUUGGAUAGAGCAGAACAGUUGUUCGAGGUUGCAUCACCAAGACCGAGAGCUAAGAAAUUCUUAGUUGUGUUUGUUGGAAGCAAAUCAGGGAACGAUUUGGAAAUGUUGAAGAAGACUGCAAAACCUCUGGAAGACAAAGGUGUGAAAGUGGUAGCAGUGGCCGUUGGAUCGGAAUCAGAUCCUGAUGAGCUCAUCAAAGUCGUGCCUAACAAUGGAAACCUAAUAAAGGCCAAGGAAAGUUUUGAAGCCCCAGACAAGUUGGGAAACGAAGUUAUGAUUAUCGUACUUAAAGAUUUGCCGAUCAUACCAGAGGUUGACCUGGCCUUUGCCAUCAGUGCCAACGCUGUACAGUCACGUACCAACUUUCAAAAGAUGAAGGAUGUUGUUAGCCAGAUAGUAGAGAUGUAUGGCCAAGAGAGAGUAUUGUACAGUAUAUUGGUCUACGGCUCUGUCCCAGACGUAAAGAUCCAGUUCAAUCAGCGACGAACAGAUGACCAGUUGGUGACUUUUAUUAAGAAUAUAAAUCGAGUAUCUGGUUCUGCAUUGGGCCCUACGCUGGAUAAAGCCAAGGAAGCAUUUAAUCAAUAUGGGCGUCCUGGAGCGAGGAAGGUUUUAGUGGUAAUAACAGAUAGGAAAUCUGAUAGCGAUGCUAAAGUCUUGCAGGAGAAGGCGUCUCUACUGGAACAAGCUAAAAUCAAAGUAAUACCUGUAGGUUUGGGAAGUGAAAUUGAUAAAACAGAACUGCAAAUUUUAACUCCACGAGAGAAAGACAUCAUUACAAAACCAAAUACGGUUUCCACAGAGUAUUUGGUGGACGUAAUCAUGAGGAAGGGUUUGGAAGAAACACUUUUCGUCCCGGAAAUGGACCUCGCUUUUGUCAUCAGCACGACUGCUGUGGAUAAGGACAAAAAUCUCGAAGCAACUAAAGAAAUCAUCAAGAAAACCGUGCAAACCUUCGGCCUGUCUCGAGUCCGGUACAGCCUAAUUACAUUUGGUGCCAUACCUGUGGUCAAAAUAAGAUUCGACAACGUCUUCGCCAGUGAGGAAGAUCUUGUCAAGAUCGUUGACAACGUCAAGAAAGAUGUGGGUGCCGCUUCUCUCGAAAAAGCCUUGGAAGAGACUAGAUAUCUCUUCGCGUUAGCUGAGGAUGCCAGACCUGAUGCCAAGAGGGUUGUUGUGGUCAUCACUGACAAAAAGUCUGACAGCACUGAAGAGUCUGUACGAGCUGCCUCUCAGAAGCUGAGGAAUGAUGGCGUCCGCCUGAUCGCCAUUGUACUUGGCAAUGAGUUUGAUCCGGUCUCGCCGGAGGUCAUCAAGCCGGAAGAAGAACAACUUCCCAAGGAGACAGCGAAGGAGUUAUUGAUGGUAGUCUUAAAUGAAUACGUCGUUACAGAGAAGAUCGACCUUGGCUUUGCUUUAAGUGCCACAGCAUUAAAUGCAAGAGAAACGUUCGCUAAGAUGAAAGAAACUGUGAAAUCCAUAAUCAAGAAGUACACUGUUGGAAACCUUCGUUACGCUGUUAUUGUUUACGGCUCCGAUGCAAAAGUACUUCUUAGCUUCGAGAGGAAUUUCCCUGCUCUGGAGAAUUGGCUGAGUUCUGUUGACAACAUGCGGAUUGAGCAAGGAGGGCCCGCUCUGGAGAAGGCUUUACAGAAGGCCAGGGUGUUGUUCCAGUCAAGUGGUCGUAAAGAUGCUAAAAAAGUACUGGUGGUGAUUGCAGACAAAUCACCCAUUGGAGAUAGCGGUGAAACUGGGAAGGAGGCACUAGAACUGGAGUACGCUAAUGUUAAGAUCGUGCCCGUUGCUUUUGGCGGUGAUAUUGAUGCUAAGGAAAUCAAGGAUAUCUCACCGUAUAAAGACGUGCUCGUUGUCGUGCGCAAUGAUGUCGACCCAACCGAACUUGGCUACUCUGUGAUGGAAAAAGUUCUGAAAGUCACACCUAAAAUACCCAAGGUGGAUCUCGCCUUCGCAAUCAGUGCCUUACCAAGGGACCGUAAUUUUGGAUUGAUCCUGGACAUUGUAAAGGAAGUAACAGAGAGAUUUUUCAGCGACCGUGUCCAAUACGGUUUGAUUGUGUUUGGUAGAGAUGCCUUCAUAAGGAUUCACUUCAGAGAUAAAUAUCGGGACCCUAAAAAGUUGCAGACUUUCAUUGGCUCAGUCGCUUCCAACGAUGACGAGCCAGCUCUCGAUAAGGCGCUCAUUAAGGCUAAGCUUUUGUUUGAAAGUGAGUUUGCCCGGAAAGAUGCACAAAAGGUUCUUGUUGUUAUCAUGGAUACUUUCACUGGUCGUAACAAGCCAGCCAUCAUGGAAGCUGCAAAAGACCUGGUGGACAGCUCCGUAGUUGUCAUCCCAGUUGCUAUCGGUAACAGGCCUGUUCCUGACUUCGAAAAGGAGUUUCCGGAUGAGGAAGUCAUCAAAACCAAAGACAAAGACCAUCCUAUUAAAACCGCUGAUAAGAUAGAGGAGAUACUCGUUAGUGGUAUCACCACGUUUACCAGACUGGACAUUUCAUUUAUAGUCAGCACGACUUCCGUGGAUGCCGAAGAAAAUUUUAAACUCGUCAAAUCCACAAUCGACUCCAUAAUCGAACGACAUGGCGUCAAAAAACACCUGUACAGCUUGAUGACCUUUGGUCAAAGAUCCAACAUAGUCUUUCCGUUCCAAAAGACCGAUAAAGAGUCUUUGUUAACUCUUAUACAAGGCGCCAGGUUACCCAGUGGUUCACCUGAUCUGGUAAACGCUCUCAAAGACGCAAAAUAUCUGUUUUUCCAACCAAGUGGAGGCGCACGACCAGAUUCCAGGAAGGUUAUCAUAGUUAUGAUCGACCGGAAGUCUGUUAACACCGGAAGUAACAUCGAAAAGAUUGUAGGUGAUUUUGAAGACGGAAAGGUUAGGUUUGUUACUGUGGUCAUUGGAAAGAACGCUGGCCCAGAUGAGCUUAUACCACUGGCUCCAGACAAGGAUAAAACAAACAUAGUGUAUACGGAUAAAGAUGGCGUCCCAUCAAUAGUUGGAAAGAAGAUUAUGGUGCUGAUAACUUUGGCUCUUUCUGAUCCAUGUCUGGUUACCACGUGUGAUUUUGAUGCCAAAUGUGUUAAGUUAGCAAAUGGUUCGACCGAGUGUGUGUGCCGUGAUGAUUGUCCUCAGACAUACACUCCUGUAUGUGCCAGUGAUGAACGCACGUACCCUAACAACUGCAGCAUGAUAUUCGAAGCUUGCAGGACGCAGACGAUGCUCACAGUUGUAAAGGAGGGUGUCUGUGAAGCUUGUAGCAACCGGGUCGAUUUGCUCUUUGUCCUGGAUGGAGGCAACCUUGAGGUCAAGAAGAACUUCAUAGAGGCAGUCAUCGAUAAAUUUAACAUCGGUCCUAACGAUACACGAGUAGGAAUGGUGCUGUCAGAUGCAGAUGACUUUUACUUGAUAUCAUUCAAUGAUACUCAAAGUGCAGACUUGGUCAAACUCGACAUUGAUAGCGUCAGCGAUGUGGGUUCAUCCUCAGGCAUUACUCUUGGUUUACAGGAAGCCUUGGAAGCGAUAAAAGACAGGAGAGUCGACGUCAAACAGGCCGUGGUUGUGAUCAUGGAUCAAUUGGAAAACAACAUGAAUUUGCUGCUACAAAGAUCAGGGACCCUGAAGGCACAUGAUGCAAUAGUUUACUCUGUAGGGGUGGGAAGUGGCAUGGAUGAUUCUAGAGUCAAGAGAGUAGCAUCUAAAGAUGACUACGCCUUCUAUGCUCCUUCCCUUAGUGAACUCAUGUCUGUGGCACCGUUGAUUUCUGAAAAAAUUUGUCCGUUGAAGGGUAAGUAG
Pocillopora damicornis (cauliflower coral) is the source of this 34445-nucleotide messenger RNA. RefSeq lists its product as uncharacterized. Gene Ontology annotation, molecular function: zinc ion binding; metalloendopeptidase activity; protein binding. Lineage: Eukaryota; Metazoa; Cnidaria; Anthozoa; Scleractinia; Pocilloporidae. The record is from RefSeq and is a predicted model, not a curated record.